CAUUAAGAAGUAUGUCAUCUUCCCAUUACUCAGCUAGAUUCUACAACAACCACAUGAUGCCUUCUCUCCUCUCAAAACCCUUUGAAUUUCUCUUCCUCUCACCCCUUCUACUCUUUAUAUUCCACCUCCCUACUAGCAUUCUACAACCUCUUUCGACCGACUGUCCAAACACAGCUAAUUACACCACUAAUAGCACAUUUGGGACUAACCUCAAUCUCCUCCUCUCUUCUCUAUCCACCAAUGCUUUACUUACCGGCUACUCCAACAACACGAUCGGCGACAACCCAAACCGAAUCUAUGGCCUUGCACAAUGCAGAGGCGACAAUACACCCGACAAAUGCCGUGAUUGCCUCAACACUGCAAGCGAAGAAAUCAUUGCAGAGUGCCCCAACAGAACUGCAAUUAUAUGGUAUGAAAGGUGUCUAUUGCACUACUCCAACCAACCAUUUUCAUCAUCAUAUGAAAAUACCCCAUGGUUUUCCUAUUGCCAUUAUCUAAAUGCAUCAGACAUGGAUCGGUUUAAUCUGAUUUUGGGCCAGAUGUUGAAUGGUCUUGCUUCUACGGCGGCUUUUGGUCCAUCCAAACGGAUGUAUGCUUCAAAUGAAACGAAUUUCACAAUCUUCCAAAAGAUAUAUGUGGUUGUUCAAUGCACAAACGAUCUGUCAAGAAAUGAUUGCAAUGAGUGCUUAAAAGGUGCAAUUGGUCACCUUCCGGUAGUCUGUAAUGGAAAAAUAGGAGGGAAAGUUAUUGGGCCGAGUUGCUAUUUGAGGUUUGAGAUGUUCAAGUUCUAUGACGACUUAGCGAUAACAACAACAACAACGGCUGCUUCUCCUAAGUUUUCAGGAAGAAACCAAAGCUCCUCUCGAACUACUAUCAUCAUUGUGGUUCCUAUAGUUGUUGCAAUCGUGCUCAUCUCCACCGUGGCUGCUUGUUUCCUAAGGAGGAAAAAGAAGAAACCAGUGAUUGGUAAACCACCAUGGGUUACCCUUUGCACUAGUGCAAACAGUUUCAUUCCUUUCAAAAUUUGCAUAACUUUUCCUACCUUAAGGUGUAGCAAACCAACAAAAAUAAUUAAAAUUUGCAUUGUUUAUGUCGUUCAUGGGAUUGAAGGAAAUGAGGAGUCACUGCAAUUUGAUUUGGUUGCAAUAAGAACUGCAACUGACAACUUCUCUGAAGACAACAAGCUUGGAGAAGGUGGAUUUGGCGCUGUUUAUAAGGGUAGGCUUUCAGAUGGACAAGAAGUAGCUGUGAAGAGGCUCUCUCAUGACUCUGUACAAGGUUUCAAAGAAUUCAAGAGCGAGGUUGCGUUAGUUGCUAAACUUCAACACAGGAAUCUUGUUAGGGUCUUAGGUUGCUGCAUGGAAGGACAAGAGAAGCUUCUCGUCUAUGAAUAUGUGCCAAACGCCAGCCUCGACAAGUUUCUGUUUGAUCCAAAUAAAAAGUCAAAUCUGGAUUGGAAAAGGCGUUACAAAAUCAUCAAUGGAGUCGCUCGAGGCCUUCUUUAUCUUCAUGAAGAUUCUCGACUUAGGAUUAUACAUCGGGAUCUCAAAGCUAGCAAUGUUUUGUUGGAUCUGGAGAUGAACCCAAAAAUCUCAGAUUUUGGCUUGGCUAGGAUUGUGGGAGUGGACCAAACACAGUGCAGUACAAGUCAAAUUGCAGGAACAUAUGGAUACAUGGCCCCAGAGUAUGUCUUGGGUGGGCAGUUCUCCAUUAAAUCAGAUGUAUUCAGCUUCGGUGUUUUGCUUCUGGAGAUCAUUACCGGUCAGAAGAACAGUAAUUUCUACCAGUCAGACUGUGCCGAGUAUCUUCUCAGCUACGCAUGGAAGCAAUGGAAGGAUGGCGCAGUUUUAGAGCUGAUUGAUCCAACUAUAAGAGAAUCUUGCUCGAGCAGCGAAGUGAUGCGAUGCAUCCACAUUGCAUUGCUAUGUGUUCAAGAAGAUGUCAUCAAUAGGCCCACCAUGUCUUUGAUUGUGCUCAUGCUCAACCGCUUCUCUGUCUCUCUCCCAGCACCUUCACAGCCUGCAUUUUUUAUCACAAGUAGAACGGCUCCAGUCAUGUCUAUGACAGAGUCCCAUAGGCAAACAUGUGAGGUGAAUCAAGCUCCAGGUGUGGCAUUGCCAUGGUCCAUAAAUGAGGUGUCUAUUACUGAAUUAGAUCCUCGUUAGUGCAUCAGAUUAAAAGAUAUUUGAAAUAUUUGAGUAUAUGUUAUUGAAUUUUAGAUUUAAAAGAUGGUAUCACUUCUUAAGUGUAUGUUAGUGAAUUUAGAUUUAUGACUAUCAAUUCCUUUUUACUAAAUCUUGUAUGCCAAGCAUGAUCAUCAAUGUAAAUUAAUUCACUGAGGACC
Messenger RNA from Magnolia sinica, 2344 nucleotides. RefSeq names its product cysteine-rich receptor-like protein kinase 44. Gene Ontology annotation, molecular function: protein kinase activity; ATP binding. Lineage: Eukaryota; Viridiplantae; Streptophyta; Magnoliopsida; Magnoliales; Magnoliaceae. Gene Ontology annotation, biological process: protein phosphorylation. The transcript has 6 exons. The record is from RefSeq and is a predicted model, not a curated record. The coding region runs from base 12 to 2165 and encodes 717 amino acids.